Ficedula albicollis (Collared flycatcher) is the source of this 1647-nucleotide messenger RNA. RefSeq names its product Src homology 2 domain containing F (gene SHF). Gene Ontology annotation, molecular function: phosphotyrosine residue binding. The record is from RefSeq and is a predicted model, not a curated record. The transcript has 7 exons. Bases 139 to 1017 code for a protein of 292 amino acids. NCBI's taxonomy places the organism in Eukaryota, Metazoa, Chordata, Aves, Passeriformes, Muscicapidae.
CCCCCCCCCCCCCCCUCGCCCCCGGCCGGCCCCGAAGCGCCCGAGGAGCCGCCGCAGGAGCUGGCUGUUCUGGAGGACUACGCAGAUCCCUUUGAUGCAACACAGGUGGCAGGUAGCCAGGCAGGGCUGGAGAAGGUGAUGGAGAAUGAUGGAUAUAUGGAGCCAUAUGAAGCCCAGAAGAUGAUGGCUGAGAUCCGCCAGAAGGGCUUGCGCGAGGCUCCCGCCCGGCCGCUGCACCUCUACGACACCCCUUACGAGCCUGUGCUGGACACGGACAGUGAGUGCUCCUCCUGCCCCAGGCCCAGGGAGUCCCGGCUGCCCGAGGAUGACGAGCGGCCACCGGAGGAAUAUGACCAGCCCUGGGAGUGGAAGAAGGAGCGCAUCUCCAAAGCCUUUGCAGUUGAAAUCAAGGUCAUUAAAGACCUGCCAUGGCCCCCGCCGGUGGGACAGCUGGACAGCAGUGAAAGCCCCCCGGAGGGGGAGGCUGGUGCCCCCAUCCCUCUGCAGCACAGCCAGCACAGCUACGAAGACGCCAAUGGUCCAUCAGAGGGGCUGGGGUACGGCCGCACCUCGCCCUGCAGGGAGGAGAAGGCCAGGGCUGCCCUCAGGCAGGGCUCCAGCAGCCUCAAGAGCACCAAGACGCUGAUCGCUGAGCCUGGCCCCUUUGUCGGGGAGAGGAUUGACCCUGCCCUGCCCCUGGAGAGUCAGUGCUGGUACCACGGGGCCAUCAGCCGGACGGACGCAGAGACGCUGCUGAGGCUGUGCAAGGAGGCCAGUUACCUGGUGCGCAACAGCGAGACCAGCAAGAACGACUUCUCCCUCUCCUUGAAGAGCAGCCAGGGCUUCAUGCACAUGAAACUGUCCCGGACCCAGGAGAACAAGUACGUGCUGGGUCAGCACAGCCCGCCCUUCGACAGCGUGCCAGAGAUCAUCCAUCACUACGCCAGCCGCAAGCUGCCCAUCAAGGGGGCCGAGCACAUGUCCUUGCUUUACCCGGUGGCUAUCCGUACCCUAUAGUCAUCACCCCCACGAGCCAGACUCAAGGCUGGGUGCACCAAAACUGGCCACAGGGCUGAGCGUUGCCAUGCCAAGGAUGGGCUCCAGACCAUCAGCCACGAGCAGCUCACCACGAGCAGCCAGUGCUGUUGGGGAUUGCUGCAGCUGGGCCCCUCGUCCUGCUCUCAGGGGCUCCCAUGCACUGGUUUGCAUGCUGGCACGGCACUGGAAGGACCCCCUGUGCAAGGAGCUGAGUGGGGCUUGCCGGCUGUCCACACCUCCACACCUGCCUCCUUGGCAGAGCUUGGGAUGCCAGGACUGGAGCUGGGACCUUGGAGAGUCCAGGGAAGGGGGGCAGUGUGCGCGAGUACGGGGAUAAAAUCAUCCGGUAGCAGGCCUGAGGUACCUCCAUGAGGGUGCCUAGCUCUGCCCAUGAGAGACUAAAUGGCUGUGCCUGCAGGUAAGGAGGCUGGCAGGGGUGAGCAGGACCUGCCUGGGGCCAGCAAGGCAUGCAGAGUGUGAGGCAGGCUGCCCAUACCUGCACUGGUGCUCAGUACUCACUGCCAUCCUUUGCCAAACGUAAACAGUGACCAGCCUUGGCUAUGUGUGCAGCACCACUGCCUAAUAAAGCGGUGCAUGGUUGUCUCCUGC